Messenger RNA from Salmo salar (Atlantic salmon), 1550 nucleotides. RefSeq names its product ubiquitin-like-conjugating enzyme ATG3. The record is from RefSeq and is a predicted model, not a curated record. Gene Ontology annotation, biological process: glycophagy; autophagy of mitochondrion; autophagosome assembly. Lineage: Eukaryota; Metazoa; Chordata; Actinopteri; Salmoniformes; Salmonidae. Gene Ontology annotation, molecular function: Atg8-family ligase activity. Gene Ontology annotation, cellular component: phagophore assembly site; cytosol.
ACUUUAACAGCGGAAGGGGAUCUCAAAUGACAAGUCAUGUGAUCUGUUGCUGACGAAAAAACAACUGAAAACCGACGGUCCUUCGGCGUUUGAAGACGCACACAUCUGUCGUGGAUCGAUCUGAUAGCUAACAUGCAGAACGCCAUUAAUUCUGUAAAAGGCACGGCCCUUGGUGUAGCCGAGUUUUUUACUCCAGUGCUGAAGGAAUCCAAAUUCAAGGAGACUGGUGUUAUCACUCCAGAAGAGUUUGUAGCUGCUGGAGAUCACCUUGUUCAUCACUGCCCCACAUGGAAAUGGGUGUCUGGGGAAGAGGAGAAGGUGAAGCCGUAUUUACCCAAGGAUAAGCAGUUCCUAUUGACUCGCAAUGUUCCCUGCUACAAGCGCUGUAAACAGAUGGAGUAUUGUGAUGAACUGGAAGCUAUCAUAGAGGAGGAUGACGGAGAUGGAGGAUGGGUCGACACCUACCACAACUCAGGUAUAGGGGGAGUUACAGAAGCUGUACGAGAAAUCUCAUUGGACAACAAGGACAUGAACAUGAACUCUGGUGCUAGUGGAAACGGAGAUGAUGAUGAUGAUGAAGACGAGGCAGCAGAUAUGGAAGAGUAUGAGGAGAGUGGACUACUGGAAACAGAUGAGGCCACCCUGGACACCAGUAAAAUGGUGGACUUGUCUAAAUCCAAAACGGGAGAGGCUGGGAGCGAUGACAUCCUGCAGACUCGAACCUAUGACCUCUACAUCACAUAUGACAAAUACUAUCAGACUCCUCGACUCUGGCUAUUUGGAUACGAUGAGGACAGACAGCCCCUGACAGUGGAUCAGAUGUACGAGGACAUCAGCCAGGAUCAUGUGAAGAAAACGGUCACCAUCGAAAACCACCCCCACCUACCACCCCCGGCCAUGUGCUCUGUGCAUCCCUGCAGACAUGCUGAAGUGAUGAAAAGGAUAAUCGAGACUGUGGCGGAAGGGGGAGGAGAACUUGGAGUUCAUAUGUAUCUGUUGAUUUUCUUGAAGUUUGUCCAGGCCGUCAUCCCCACGAUAGAAUACGACUACACAAGGCACUUCACCAUGUAGCUCCAUCCUACAGAGGUGUAGGCUACUCUUGCAAACAUCUUUGAGUGUAGGAGGAAUCUGUCUUCUGGCUGGCAGUGUUAGUGGGGUAUGGAAUGUUGUCUCUGGGAAUGACUCUUGGAAUAUUCUGGGUACUCUGACCCUCUUUGCGUGGGAAUAGGUUGAAUCGCUGAGGGGUUGAUGGGUGUAUACAGAUGUUGGUAAUGCUAUAAUCCCAAUGAUGUAAUGGCUUUAUGUGGUGACUGAUCUCAGUGUUUUUGUCUGGAAGAUUUUCACUCUGUACUUGGCAAGUGCCCAGCUCUGCCAUUAACAACCAUUCAAAGAUAACUAUAUUUAUUUUACAUGAAUUCACUGACAGAUAGGCUUUCAAGUUUUCUCCAUUUGUUUUUAUAACCACACAAAUCUUUUUUUUUUUUUUACCAUAGUAAUGGUGCCACUAAUGUCCUCUCAAAUGCUUACCAAUUAAAUGUUGUUGAAAGAAA